AUGACUUGUCUGCUGCUCGUAUCCACAUUUUUCCUCAUUAUUGAUUACUUAAGCUACAAGACUGCAUGGCAUACGCGGCAACUUCUAGAUCACAAAACAACUUUCCCCUCCAUCACACUGUGUGCUCACAAUCCUUUCUCAUUAGAAGCCAAUAGCCUCUGGCAUCGUGGUGAAGUCCCCAGCCCUAGGGAAAUAAAGGCUCGUUAUGCUCAUUUGGCAUUGCGUAUGCUGCAACAGGGUAACUGGACCCAGGCAGUGAACUUUGCCUUUUCAGAUACAAUUGAAAUGUACUAUACCAAUCUAGAUGCUCAGAUGACUUAUAAAGUUGGGCACGAUCACGAAAUGAUCCCUUAUUGUAUGGUGUAUUAUGAAAGCUCACUAGUUGUUGCAGAAAAGUGUGACCUAGAAUCAGAAACCUCCUUGAGACGCACUCGCUUCUCCCAUCCAAAAUACUUCAACUGUUGGACCAUAGAAAGGCAGCCGAGACAAACGACGGACGACGUGAUCCGCCUAAUAUUGCUCGUACGCUUGGUUCCAUCCAAGGAGAUUGUGGAGGCUAAUUCCUCCUUCAUAAUGGACACCUUCACACGUGGUGAGGGUAUCAAAGUGAUAGUUCAUGAACCGGGCACUUACCCAGAAAUUGAAAAACAUGGGUUAAACAUUCAACCAAAUCGUAUGAACGAAAUCACCUACACUACGUUACAGUGGAAUCGCUUAGCGACGCCUGUUGCCCCAUGUACCAAUCAACAAACCCAAAUUGUAGACUUGGGUAUGAAUUACACUUAUGAGCACACGCCAUGUCUGAACAUUGUGUUACAGGAAGAAUUGAUUAAGAAAUGCGGUUGCGUACAUACUGAAUGGCCCAGACCUGUUGGGGACCAACAAAUUGUGAAGCAAAUCCCUUACUGUACAACGUUGGAUAGGAAUGGCAGUGAUAUCCAUGUGGCCAUUCGCGCAACAGAACGUCUGCAUUGCAUUGGGACUGUUUUGGACCGUAUACGCGAGAUCAAGGAGGAGGCGGAAAGGUCAGGACGUUGUAUACAUCGAUGUAAUUAUUUCACCUAUCACACGGAACUCAGUGUGACCAAAUGGGACCCAAGUCCAUCUAAACUCAGCAGUUAUGCAUACAACUAUCGCCGCGUUGAUCAAUUUAUGCAGAAUCCGGAAAAUGGAACCACCUUUUCAGCUUUAAUUGACCAUUUGAACGAGACAGUUCACGAAGCAGAACACGGAGAAUUUAAUAUCGUAAAAGACCGAGAGCUGCAAUUUGGUACAUAUGAAGGCUUCGGCGAUGGAACUUUCUCCUACAUAAGUUUAAUUCGUCAGGGUUUCGAAACGGAGGUAAAAGAGGAACGCUUAAUUUUGGAUAUAUAUAUAUUGCUUUCACGGAUUGGGGGACUUUGCUCUCUGUGUAUUGGAUUAACAAUGGCUUUUUUCAUCGAGAUCAUAGAAUUUGCAUAUUUUCUAUGUAUUGCAUUAAAACGUAAACUUAAAAAGUUGAGGCGCAAGCCGAAAACUCACUCAGCGGAGUGCAAGAUUUCCAACAAAAUAGCAAGAAAGAACCGUGAGGCGGAGCAUGUGGAAUACUAUCUACCAACAAGAGAGAAUCAUCAAGUCUCGCCUUCAACAACUUCGAUCAUUCAACCCAGCUGUGGCCCGAUUAAGCAAUACUAUGAUUCGAAUGAUUACCUCCAAAUCGAAUCUAAUCGGCCAAUCAUUAGUUAAAAUUACAAAAUUAUGUGGGCCAAGGAGUUCUGUUGCAUUUUUAUCCAUUAAAUACUUUAAAAAAGAGGGAUGUUCUGGACGAUACACAGGAGGUUUGUCACAGUCACCCAUGAGUCUGAAUCAUUCAUCUGUGUUCUGAUCAUCGACAUGCUUCUCCUUCCUUCAUACUCUCCUUCUGUCCGUCCUAAUAAAACAGAAUAUCGGAUGUGUGGGGAAAACUAUGGCAAGUGGUUCAACACUUGUCGGCUACCGGUGCGUCGAAUUAUUUUUCUGAUUCGCACAAUUGUUAAAUGUUUUACAAGAUAUAUUUUAUGG
Dicrocoelium dendriticum is the source of this 2040-nucleotide messenger RNA. NCBI's taxonomy places the organism in Eukaryota, Metazoa, Platyhelminthes, Trematoda, Plagiorchiida, Dicrocoeliidae. The record is from the annotation of a GenBank genome assembly.